GCAGGACGCAGCGGACUGUCCCGGCUGGUUCUCUGCAUCCUGGAGGUGGAAAGAAGCUUCUCCCGCUGCCUGGAGAUCAGAACCAGACAGUUCUGACAGAACCGAACAACUUUUGGAUAAAACCAACCAGGGAGACCCUCCCCAGCCCAUGUCCUGCCCCCGAGCUCAGAGCCGCGUAUCUGAACCGACCUGCGCUUCAUUUGAGCGGAUGAAACGUUGAAGCCGAAGCUGCUUCACGCCGAGACCCAGUUCGGAUACAGCAGCCAUGCUGAAGCCGGGAGACCCCAGCGGCUCGGCCUUCCUGAAGGUGGACCCUUCCUACCUGCAGCACUGGCAGCAGCUCUUCCCUCAGGCUCAGCUCAAGGCUCCUCUGCCCCCCCCACCUCCGCCCGCUGACCGCCUCUCCAUCGUCGUGGACACCCUGCGCCCGUCCCGCCUGCACACCCACCUCCUGGCCUCCACGCACUGCACCCCCUCAUCCUCUUCCUCCUCCACAUCUUCCUCAGCGGCUCCUUCUUCUUCUUCUGCAGCGGCUGCUUCUCUGACUCCAUCCUCCUCCAUCUCCACCUCUGCGGGUUUCUCUCAGCUGCCCGUCCAGCAGCAGAUCGCCCUCUUUGGGCAGGCGCUGGCUCCGGUGUGCUCCGGGCCUGCAGUGGCACCAGGAGGAGGAGGAGGACCGGGAGGAGCAGCGGACCUGGUGGUGGUGCUCCCCCCGGACAACCAGCAGGGUCACAACCCGGCGCCGGAGCUCCUCCAUCAGGCUAAGGAGCAGAGCUGUGGGGGGGUCGGGGUGGUUUCAUCCAGCGUGAAGAGCAGCGGGGAGGAGAGCGGGAGGCUGAAGCUGACAUCCGAGGAGCUGGACUACUACCUGUACGGCCAGCAGAGGAUGGAGAUCAUCCCGCUGAGCAACCAUGCAGGGGAGCUCAGCAACCGUUGUGACAUGUGUGCGGAUAACAGGAACGGAGAGUGUCCCAUGCACGGCCCGCUUCACUCUCUGCGCCGUUUGGUUGGAACCAGCAGCACGGCGGCGCCUGUUCCUCUACCGGACGUCCCUGAUUGGCUGAGGGAUCUGCCCAGAGAGGUGUGCCUCUGCACCAGCACGGUUCCUGGUCUGGGUUAUGGGAUCUGCGCCGCCCAGAGGAUCCCUCAGGGGACGUGGAUCGGCCCGUUCCAGGGCGUUCCCCUCAUGGUGGAGAAGCUGCAGUCCGGCGCCGUGAGGAACACCAGGCAUCUGUGGGAGAUCUACGAUGCCGAGGGAACGUUGCAGCACUUUAUUGAUGGGAACGAUCCCAGUAAAUCCAGUUGGAUGAGGUAUAUCCGCUGUGCAAGACACUGUGGGGAGCAGAACAUGAUGGUGGUUCAGUACAGGUCCUGUAUCUUCUACAGAGCCUGCAUGGAUAUCCCCAGAGGGACGGAGCUGCUGGUCUGGUACAACGACUCCUACACGUCCUUCUUUGGUAUCCCGCUACAGUGCAUCGCUCAGGAUGAAAACCUGAACGUUCCAGCUACGGUGAUGGAGGCCAUGACCAGGCAGGAGUCCCUCCAGUCCUUCAGCAAAAACAGCAAACCUUCCUUGUCUUCCUCCUCCAGCCCGCCGGCCACCCUGCUGCGGUCCAUGGUCUUCCCCCACUCCCCCUGCUCCCGGAGCUUCUCCCUGCUGGAUAAGGUCGGGGUCGGAGUUCAGUCCGACUCCACCUUCGGCCCGCUGGGGUCGAAGAACCAGCGAGUCCUGGCCAGCCCGACCUCCACCAGCCAGCUGAGCAGCGAGUUCAGCGACUGGCAUCUGUGGAAGUGUGGCCAGUGUUUCAAAACCUUCACCCAGAGGAUCCUGCUGCAGAUGCACGUCUGUCCACAGAAUCCUGACCGACCGUACCAGUGCGGCCAUUGCUCCCAGUCCUUCUCUCAGCCCUCGGAGCUGAGGAACCACGUGGUGACGCACUCCAGCGACCGACCGUUCAAGUGCGGCUACUGCGGCCGCGCCUUCGCCGGCGCCACCACCCUCAACAACCACAUCCGCACGCACACCGGAGAGAAGCCGUUCAAGUAAGUAACAGUGCGAACGCUGCGACCGCAGCUUCACGCAGGCCACUCAGCUCAGCCGCCAUCAGCGGCUCCCCAACGAGUGCAAACCGGUGAACGAAAGCAGCGAGUCCAUCGAGGUGGAUUAACCUCUGACCCCCUCACUGACUGAGCCCACAUGUCCGUCCGUCCAUCCGUCCGUCCACACAGAGCCAACAUCUCCUCUCCUCAGAGUCUCUCUGGGAUUUUAAAGGCUUUCCUUCCCUGAAUGAUCAUCCUGGUUCCUUUACGUGUUUAUUAAACCCAUCAGAGGAACUAAGAACCGAUGAAAGGAAUAUUUACGUCCAUUUCCGAGCCUUUGGCUCCUCCUCUGCUCACCUGGCCUGACGGCUGCUGAACCCUGAUUCAACCAAACCAAAGAAGCUUUCCUCCCAGCAGAGGCAGGAGAGUCGGACCUUCGCCGCUUUCUUGACCCAGAUAUUUAUUGGAGACUUUCUACCAAAGAAAACUUUCCUAAAAAAAAAAAA
Cyprinodon tularosa is the source of this 2546-nucleotide messenger RNA. RefSeq names its product PR domain containing 6 (gene prdm6). The transcript is spliced from 9 exons. The record is from RefSeq and is a predicted model, not a curated record. The coding region runs from base 266 to 2047 and encodes 593 amino acids. Gene Ontology annotation, cellular component: nucleus. Gene Ontology annotation, molecular function: histone methyltransferase activity; protein binding. Lineage: Eukaryota; Metazoa; Chordata; Actinopteri; Cyprinodontiformes; Cyprinodontidae.